Messenger RNA from Galendromus occidentalis (western predatory mite), 2313 nucleotides. RefSeq names its product transmembrane protein 87A. Bases 113 to 1732 code for a protein of 539 amino acids. Gene Ontology annotation, biological process: retrograde transport, endosome to Golgi. NCBI's taxonomy places the organism in Eukaryota, Metazoa, Arthropoda, Arachnida, Mesostigmata, Phytoseiidae. The record is from RefSeq and is a predicted model, not a curated record. Gene Ontology annotation, cellular component: membrane; Golgi apparatus. The transcript has 9 exons.
GCUGUUAUAGACGACGACGGACGGUGGUGUCUCUGUCGUGGUGUGAUACGAACCUUCGAGACUCGGCUGGCGAGAUUCUUGGAGCGUAAAUCUAUCGAAAUGUUCGAAUGAGAUGAGCUCUCCGAUCCUACUAGCCCUCCUGGGCCUUGCGUUCUUCCCAGCGGCCACAGCCUUUCCCGAUCAAGGCAAAUGGUCGUUCCACGCAACAAACGUGACGAGGUUCCUGACAGUGAACCACAAGGGUCUCUACCGUGGCUCCACGAUAUCUGUAAAAAUCUCUUGUGAUAGCAAGUUCUCACCCCGACUCCGAGUGCUAUGGCAAGUCUACCGCACGCCCUGUUUCCAGGACUACUUGGGUACAAACGAGCUGGGUCAAGCGGGACUGGCACUACUAUUCGAUGGGACGAAGAACGUCGUCAACCAAAGAAUAUUCGAAUCUGCCCCGGAGGAACACGACUGUCUCCAUCACUUCCAGCUAAAGAGUCAGCCCAUACCCGAAGAGAAGAAUGCCACGUUCAUGUUCCCGGACCAAACCAUCUCGAAACGGUCUGUGAAUGAUUCUGCGGAUUUCGAUGGUCUGACGAAAAUCCAUCGGGACGGCAUCUACAUGCUUCUCAUCAGAUUCGAGAGCUUGAACGCAUCGAAGCCGUUCGAUCUGUCCGUUGACGUUUCGAUGAGAGGCUUGAACGGGUAUCUGUCAGCUGUGGAAUGGCCCUAUCUGCCGUUCUACGGUACGAUGUGUCUCAUCUACACGUUGUACGCUCUCCAUUGGACCAUCGUAUGCGCCCUCCGCUGGAAGGAACUGCUCCGCAUCCAGUUUUGGAUCGGAGGAGUGAUUUUCCUCGGACUACUGGAGAAAGCGGUCUUCUACGCAGAGUACGAGAGUAUUAACAACACGGGCCAUUCCGUCCGAGGGGCAAUAUUAUUCGCCGAGCUGGUCUCUUGCCUCAAGCGCAGCCUCGCGCGUUUACUAGUUAUCAUCGUCUCUCUCGGUUUUGGUAUAAUCAAGCCCCGUCUAGGUGAUAUGCUCCAUAGGAUCAUGAUUGUCGGUGGUCUCUAUUUUGUUUUGGCCUUGGGCGAAGGCUGCAUCCGCGAGCUGAAACCUCGCACGGCACCGGACCGGACUCUGUUUUCGCUCUCGAUGUGUUUGGCUCUGCUGGAUUCUGCUAUCUGCUACUGGAUCUUCACGUCGCUCGUCCAGACAACGCGGACUCUGACUCUACGGCGGAACAUUGUCAAAUUGACCCUUUACCGACACUUCACCAACACUCUCGUGUUCUCGGUCCUCGCAUCUGGCGUGUUCCUCGUUUGGGUCGUUCUCAAUCAUCGCCUGAGCGAAUGCAUAUCUGACUGGAAAGAGCUGUGGUUCGAUGAUGCGUAUUGGCAAAUCCUGUUCUGCACGAUUCUGCUCGUGAUCAUGGUAUUGUGGCGUCCAACGAACAACAACAACCGGUUCGCAUUCACGCCUCUGCUCGACAACCCAGAUGAUGAGAAAGACCCAGACAGCGACACUGCGACGCUGCUGGACAUAACGCACGUCAAGCAGCGACAGAUUGGCCCGAGCAAGAACCAGCCGCCAGCUCAACAGCCCGAAAUAAUUCCCAACGGCUCCAUAGAAGAAGACCUCAAAUGGAUCGAGGCGCACGUGCCCACCGAUGCCGCUCUCGGCACGUUGGCGGAUUCCGAGGAAGAAAUUCUCACAGUGCAGUUUGAACGGAACAAAAUGUUGUGAACAUAUUCCGGGAAUCCCAAUCGCACGGAGAGCGGACCCAUCUGAUCAAUGGAGGUCCAGCGCAGUGAUCCUGCAUUGCGAUCGUCCGGCGGUGACGAUCCUGUAUCGUGAAUCUAUUCGCUGCACAGGACUGUGUCCGAAAUCUAGUCUUGCGUCGAGCAUUGGCGAUCGGAUCUGAAUCGUGGAGAGCCGUGAUCGAGCGUUCAAUUGAGAGUUCGAAUGGAGAGAGAUAUGAUGCGGACGACUUAUUUAUGCGAAUGGACCGGUUCGCCUACAGCAGCCUUCUGUCGGUUGGUCGGCACGGCCGGCAGACUCGGAAGAACCGACAGAGGCAAACGUCUCUGUCCGGCCGCCCUCGGGCUCAGCUGCGAUGUUCAAUGAGCGAAUAGUUCUAUUUUAAACUCUAUUUUGAGACCUAGAAAAUCUGAUGCAAUUUGUCGGCAGCCUCUGUACAAAUGUAAAUAUUCUGCGGCGGAGGAAGGAAUGGCAGGAGUCGGCACCUCAGCUCGAGUCGCUCUAUUGAACUGCAGCUCUUCUGUGGUGUCGAUCGCAAUAAAUAAAAAUCUGAGUGCUUUAGAUCG